AUGCGCGACGCUGCUAGUGACGUAAUCGCGGAAUGGUGCAGUCGAGACUGGCCGCAAGAUCGUGCACUUUCUCGUCUAGUACCUGAGCUGGGACCUAUCCAGACAGAGGCGGAGGCUCUUACUCAUUCAGAGCUUCGGGAGCGCCUGAUAGAACUGGUCACCAACUGGGUGGAUCGAGGGCUGAGUAUAUGUCCAAGAAUGUCAAAGACAUCGAAGACGGGAAUCUUGCAACACGACAGAUGGGUCAUCCAGUCUCGGUGUCCUAAUUAUGCAGAAGAGCAAUGGAGUUGGAAGCAAAGUCAAUCCCAGUGGGCAGUGCGUCCAUUCCAAGAAUCGAGGUUCAAUCGAUAUUAUGAUGCUGUUGUGAAGGAUAAAUUUAGUGAAGUACAAGUCGAUUUCCAGAAAGAACUCAUACAAAUGGAAAAGCAGCAACAAGAAGAUCGAGAUGCGGGAAUACAAAUUCUCACUACCGAGAUUACGACAAUUGAACAACCCGAAACGACUGAGGAUCCACAAUGGACAAAUGAGGACGACAGUAAAUGGUUUUGGGGACCGGGAGGGUCCUUGGAUGAAGCAAUCAAGACUUGGACAAAGAAAGGACUACAGAAAAAACUGAUCGAUGAUUAUGAACAGGAUGGCGUCAAUUACGACUAUGUAUACGACUUUUUCGAAAAUCUCGAUACCCGAGUAAACUACACGCCCUCUAAGCUACUUAAAAUGGAUUGGGUUUGGGGUAAUUGGAACUAUGUAUGGAACGUGAGGGUUUACAGCCAUAGCCGUAAUAGGGCGCUUCUGGUUAACCCUAAUGCUGUUUUGUUCAAAAAAGGAGCAAAACUAUAUAUAACGAAGCUCGAUAACGAGAGUAAAACCGUGGGUGAAUCUGUCAUUGACCUUCCGCGCAAGGCAACGGUCUAUGAGGUUAUUUGCCAGAUCAACUUUUUCUAUGCUAGGGAAAACAAAGCGUCAGGGGGCCUGGGCGAAGCAGGUCGCUACUAUAGUCAUCGUUGGGAUCGCCAUUAUGUGGACUUAAGCCACUUUGAGAAGUAUAAUGAAGAACUCAAUGGAUUAGCGACUAGGGAAUGGGUCCUCGCUCGUCCAAUGGCCAUCAGUGAGCGAUGUCAGGUCAUGGGUAGUCUGCUCUAUCUCGCCGAAGCGAGCCUCACUGGCAAUAACACCGAACCUAGCAGGCGGUAA
This is a messenger RNA of Microdochium trichocladiopsis, 1194 nucleotides long. RefSeq lists its product as uncharacterized. The record is from RefSeq and is a predicted model, not a curated record. Bases 1 to 1194 code for a protein of 397 amino acids. The transcript is spliced from 7 exons. Lineage: Eukaryota; Fungi; Ascomycota; Sordariomycetes; Xylariales; Microdochiaceae.